Aspergillus ibericus CBS 121593 is the source of this 551-nucleotide messenger RNA. RefSeq lists its product as uncharacterized. The record is from RefSeq and is a predicted model, not a curated record. NCBI's taxonomy places the organism in Eukaryota, Fungi, Ascomycota, Eurotiomycetes, Eurotiales, Aspergillaceae. The transcript is spliced from 3 exons. Bases 175 to 462 code for a protein of 95 amino acids.
CCCUCUCUCAAACAUCUUUUCAUCCUGAUCCCUUUUCUAGCUCCAUCUAAGCCAACCAUCACCAAUAACACCCCCGGUGUUGCGCCAUGCCCACGCGGAGAAAGAAAUCCGAAUCCGAGUAACUAUUAUGAGGACCAGACCAUGCCCAGCACCUAGUGGCGUUGAUCCGCAACCAUGCCUCGCUGGACGAGGUCCGCGCCCACCUCACUCGCGCCCUGGCCGAGGCCCAGCCCCCUGCCCAGCAGCACCUGGAGAGCCUGCGUCGCGGUAUCGAGGUUGAAAGUAAACCGCCACGCUUUUACCCACGGAUCAUGGGCAUCCGGCACUUGUGCCAGUGGCCCUUACCGCGUCCCUGCUAAAUCAUGGACUGCCGUCACCGACGACAACAACUUUGGUGUCACACUCGGUCUCCCUCUACCUUAUCUCGGAUUACCCCUUUUUCGAUUUUCUCGACAGCCAUAACUCUGUCAAACACAUGACUGGGGAUUACCGAGUCCGACUUUUACAGCUCGUUCCUGGUCAACGCUCUGCUGGCUAAUGCAUGCUUACUA